CACAUUGUAGAGUAUCCAUCUGUAUCUCACUCAAGAAGAAGUGUUUCUCUGACAUCCAUCGAAGAUGAAAGAAGGAACAGCCACCUGUGUCGAAAUCAUCCUGGCCAUCAUCCUCCCUCCUCUCGGUGUUUUCCUUCGCUUCGGCUGUCAGGUGGAGUUCUGGAUCUGCUUGUUGCUCACUUUUUUUGGAUAUCUGCCUGGAAUUCUCUAUGCAGUUUAUGCUAUUACAAAAUGAAAUUCCACCAAUGCCCCUUGAUUCCAGGUAGGAGAAAGAGGGUUUCGCAGUAUUUUCUUCAGUUGGUUGAGAAACUCAGAGUUGUUUGAGGGACUACCAUUUCGUUUUAUGCUUUUUAGUUCUUAUUUAGAUGUCCUAGACUGUUUCUUUGUAAUUGUUUGGAUCAGCUUUUAGUAUUAAUGCUUGUGAGACUUUAGUUAAAUCCUUUUUCUUAUUUAUACUAUUCUGGUUAAAUUCAGUA
Molecule: messenger RNA, 476 nt
Organism: Daucus carota subsp. sativus
Lineage: Eukaryota; Viridiplantae; Streptophyta; Magnoliopsida; Apiales; Apiaceae
Product: hydrophobic protein RCI2B
Exons: 3
Coding region: 65-235 (56 amino acids)
Cellular component (GO): membrane
Source: RefSeq, a predicted model, not a curated record